Molecule: messenger RNA, 669 nt
Organism: Paraglomus brasilianum
Lineage: Eukaryota; Fungi; Glomeromycota; Glomeromycetes; Paraglomerales; Paraglomeraceae
Source: the annotation of a GenBank genome assembly
AUGACAAACUCACCUUACGAACCGAACGACCAACCAGUAGAAAAUAGUCACUUAACUCAACCAUAUCGGCCACCAGACGAACAUCCAAAAAAGCGCCACCAUGUCCGCAGGCGGUCUUCCUAUCCUUCGACCAUACGCCUCGUUCUUGGCCACUUGCUCUCCUUUUUAGAAUUUCUUCUGUUCAAAUUGUUUGAAUCCAAUAAUCUACCAUUGGUCUUGAACUUUAUCUACCACGGCUUCUUAGCAAGGCAGUUCACUAGACAUUCAAAUAGAUAUUUACAAAAAAAUAUGUCAGAGGCCAAGCCAGAAACGCUCGGUUUUUUGACAAGACUCUUCAAAAGACAUUCAAACACGUCUCUACCACAGACUAAUCCACCACAAAUAGCUGUUGAUCUUUUGGAAUAUCUUGGUGGCGUGCAACUUGCUCUUUCAUUGUUGUCUUUACUAGCAUUGAGGCUAACAGACAAAGCUUUGAGUUCGCAGAAAGUCGUAUUAUUAGUCCUUGCUGCUGCAGACGGAACUAGAACAUGGUUUGAUGUGAAGCAUUGGAGAAAUGGGACUUGGAAUGGGAAUAUACUUCGGGAAAUAGCAAGCGGAAGUUUGUUGUUUACUUUAAUGAACGUUAUAGCUUACAUAUCUUCAGUGAGGAAGAGUGGUGCAUUGCUGUGA